Leguminivora glycinivorella is the source of this 1246-nucleotide messenger RNA. Its product is annotated as 3-oxoacyl-[acyl-carrier-protein] reductase FabG-like. NCBI's taxonomy places the organism in Eukaryota, Metazoa, Arthropoda, Insecta, Lepidoptera, Tortricidae. The transcript has 3 exons. Bases 167 to 922 code for a protein of 251 amino acids. The record is from RefSeq and is a predicted model, not a curated record.
UCUAUUGUUAUUCUACCACCCCAAUUAGUUCUACAAGCGAACAAUGUCCAUGAAGGUGACUUACAAUUACUACAAAACGACAUACAUUAUCCUCAAAAUUGCUGUAUUUAUAAAGCUAAUAGUCGUAUAACUAGCUUCACUUACGAUACACGCAUCAGUGACAAGCAUGGCGUUCAGAGACAAGGUAGUCUUAGUGACCGGCGGGAGUUCCGGCAUCGGCAAAGCCAUAGCCUUACAUUUCUCUAAAGAAAAAGCUAAAGUAGUCAUCAUUGGUCGUACUAAAGCCACUAUAGAUGCAGUUAAGGAUAUUUGUACGGCGAACAGUGGGAAUGAAGCUGUGGGGAUACAAGCGGAUGUCAGCAAGGACGCGGAUGUUGAAAUGAUAGUAAAUAAAAUCACUGAAAAAAUGGGAAGACUGGAUGUGCUUGUGAAUAAUGCUGGGGUAUUCAUAUCUGAUGAUAUAUUUACGGCUACUAUGGCAAGCUUCGAUGCGCAUAUAAACACGAAUCUUAGAGGGACUUUUAACCUGACGAGGCUGUUUGUGCCACUUCUUAUCAAGUCACAGGGUAAUGUCAUCAACAUAUCCGGAGUGGAAGCGGUCAAGUAUUGGGAAGGGCUCUUGACUGACAGCCUGUCAAAGGUGGCGAUCCAGCAUUUGACUAAGUAUGUUGCUUACGAACUGGGACCGAAGAAGGUUCGCGCUAACUCUGUAGCACUUGGCUAUGUGACGGGCACGAAGAUUAUAGAGAGAGCGAAUAUAGAUCCCGAGGAGUUCGGUCGAGGGUUCCUUCCAAGCGUGCCCCUAGGAGAGUUCAUCAAGCCUGAAGAUGUGGCGAAGACAGUAGCGUUCAUUGCCAGCGACGCGGCCAAACAUAUCACUGGACAGAACAUAAUUAUGGAUGGAGGAUUCAGCUGCUAUUAGUGAUAGUCAAAAUCAACCUUGACAAAUUGAUAUUUACCAAGAUUUCAAGAUGAACCUUGAAAUCUUGAAUCUUGGAAGAAUCUUAAAAUCUUGGUGAGAUAUAUCUUUUCUAAUAGCUAUCAUACAAUGUUGUAUGUAUUGGUUCUAUUUAAAAGACAACACUGUUUGUGACUGUACGAAAAUGUGUGUACUUUUUAAAUUACAUUUCUUUUAUAUUGUUAAGUAAAGGGACAAAAAUGUAAUUAAUUAACAUGGUUUGGAUUUAGGGUUGGACAAAAUGAGAUUUGUGAAUAGUUUGAUAUAUAUUAAAUUUGUAUUUUUACA